UAAAUGAAAAAAAGAAAAAACAGCAAAACUUGUAAUUGCAAACCCGUUAGCGACAAAAACGACGCCUUUGAUUGAGAUCCGUUUUCGUUGGUGAGCCCAGCAAGCGAUCGCAUCGGAAAAGGGGGUAAGAAAAUGCUUCUAGCUCUGUUAUUCGCCAACUCCCAAGGCAACAUCCUCGUUGAACGAUUUAAUGGAGUACCUGCAGAGGAGCGGCUGCAUUGGCGUUCUUUCUUAGUUAAGCUGGGUUCAGAGAAUCUUAAAGGGGUCAAGAAUGAAGAACUCCUUGUUGCUUGCCACAAGUCUGUAUACAUUGUAUAUACAGUACUUGGAGAUGUAAGCAUUUAUCUUGUCGGGAAGGAUGAAUAUGAUGAACUUUCUUUGUCUGAAGCAAUCUUUGUUAUAACAUCAGCUCUCAAGGAUGUGUGUGGGAAACCUCCAACAGAGAGACUUUUCCUGGACAAGUAUGGAAAGAUUUGCUUGUGCCUCGAUGAGAUUGUGUGGACGGGUUUGCUGGAGAACAUCGACAAAGAUCGAAUCAAGAGACUUGUUAGGCUGAAACCACCAACCGAUUUCUGAGAGAUAUUUGUAGUCUCUAUGUUUAGGCAAAGCUGUUGAGGCUCUAGCAGCGCGAUGUAUGACAAGUCUACGGAGUUGUCAGCAUCUUUCGGAUUUUACUGCAUUGUUGUUGAUUAACAAAUAUAUUGUAUAGUUGUAAAUUGUAAUACUCAUCUUAGUACUACUCUCUUGUUCUACUUGCCUAGAUGAGAAAGGUGAUAUGCUACCCCAUCUAGUUAAGGUGGGCUGUUUAUACAAUCUACAAGUGAAGAUGUUAAAUUUUUUUUCCUUCUGAAUUAUCCCUUCA
Lycium barbarum (goji berry) is the source of this 862-nucleotide messenger RNA. RefSeq lists its product as uncharacterized. The transcript is spliced from 5 exons. NCBI's taxonomy places the organism in Eukaryota, Viridiplantae, Streptophyta, Magnoliopsida, Solanales, Solanaceae. The coding region runs from base 133 to 576 and encodes 147 amino acids. The record is from RefSeq and is a predicted model, not a curated record. Gene Ontology annotation, cellular component: COPI vesicle coat. Gene Ontology annotation, biological process: retrograde vesicle-mediated transport, Golgi to endoplasmic reticulum; intracellular protein transport; intra-Golgi vesicle-mediated transport.